AUGAGACACAGGGAAGCAAAGAAUCGAAUCCUGAGAAACAAGAAACCAAAGAAUCGAAUCCUGAGACACAAGGAAGCAAAGAAUCGAAUCGUGAAAUGCAAGAAAAAGAAUCGAAUCCUGAGAAACAAGGAAGCAAAGAAUCGAAUCCUGGGAAGAAGUGAAAUCAAUAAAUCACCCAAGGAAACGAAAAAAAGACCAAGCUUACUGAAAGCAAAAGGCCCAGUUCUGUCGCAUGACCUCGAUCCAUCCGAAGUCUUAAUUCAGCAAGAAGAAAUAUCGACUCUGAAGGCAAGAAUCGAGACGCUGAAUCUGGAACAACGAAUCUUUAACACACAUCUUUUUGGAUCUGUCACGGCGAGCACGACGAUUCUCCUGGUGCAGGUGCACAAACGCCUGGAAUACCUGACGCAAUUGGUGGAGAGCAUGAAGGGUGUCCGAGGCAUCAACGACACCCUCGUGGUCUUCAGCCACGACUUCUGGGACGACCACAUCAACGCCUUCGUUCAGAACAUCAGCGAAUUCCGGGUGAUGCAGAUGUUCCUUCCUUACUCGAUGCAGCUGCACCCGGCCGCUUUUCCCGGGCGCGACCCGAGGGACUGCGUGUGGAACAUGCCAAGAGACAGUGACCAAGACUGCCUAAACAAGGCUUGGCCAGACAAGUACGGUCACUACCGGGAACCUCAGUUUACCCAAAUAAAACAUCACUGGUGGUGGAAGAUUAACAGAGUGUUCGAUGAGCUACGAGUGACCAAAGGCUGGACAGGGGUUGUACUUAGUCUGGAGGAGGACCACUACCUCCUUCCCGAUACCCUACAUGUCCUGAACUUGUUGCUGCAUCAAAGGCCCAGUGUUUGCCCAACGUGCCAUGUGAUUGGCCUCGGGAACUACCAGGUGAAAAAAGCUUUACCCGAGAAGAUGUUAAUGGGAGACUGGCCUGUGAGUGGCUAUAACCUCGGCUACACCUUGGACCGUCAUGCCUGGGAGACCAUCAAGAAGUUAAGCGACGUUUUCUGCACCUACGACGAUUAUAACUGGGAUCUGACGCUCUCCUACAUGGCACUCCAACGCAUACAGCCUCGUCUGGGUAUGCUUCGCGUAGAAUUGUCCAGAGUGGCGCACAUAGGAACAUG
This is a messenger RNA of Penaeus vannamei (Pacific white shrimp), 1130 nucleotides long. The record is from RefSeq and is a predicted model, not a curated record. NCBI's taxonomy places the organism in Eukaryota, Metazoa, Arthropoda, Malacostraca, Decapoda, Penaeidae.